Molecule: messenger RNA, 2983 nt
Organism: Echinops telfairi (small Madagascar hedgehog)
Lineage: Eukaryota; Metazoa; Chordata; Mammalia; Afrosoricida; Tenrecidae
Gene: PLEK
Product: pleckstrin
Exons: 8
Coding region: 231-1178 (315 amino acids)
Biological process (GO): intracellular signal transduction; actin cytoskeleton organization
Cellular component (GO): plasma membrane
Source: RefSeq, a predicted model, not a curated record
AGCCUGAGCAAAGCCUGGACUGCCCAGCUCUGCGGUUCCUGGUUCCGAGCUUCUCCUCGGGUUAGGGGAAGAGGAUGUGAUCAUGCGCUCACCAGGCCAGGGGAAAUUGUGAAAGGGGCCUUGCUUUAGAAAAGGCAACCCACAAGAGCCCUGCCUCCCACAGGAGGGUGAGCUCUGAGAGGCCGGUCCUGAAAGUGUUCUCCUCCGCCUGUCUGCUGUCCACCGUCGACAUGGAGCCAAAGCGAAUCCGGGAGGGCUACCUGGUCAAGAGGGGGAGUGUGUUCAACACCUGGAAACCCAUGUGGGUUGUGUUAUUAGAAGAUGGAAUUGAAUUCUACAAGAAGAAAAGUGACAACAGUCCCAAAGGGAUGAUCCCCUUGAAAGGCAGCACCCUCACCUGCCCGUGCCAGGACUUUGGCAAAAGAAUGUUUGUGUUUAAGAUCACCACCACCAAACAGCAGGACCACUUCUUCCAGGCAGCCUUCCUGGAGGAGAGAGAUGCCUGGGUUCGGGACACCAAGAAAGCCAUCAAGUGCAUUGAGGGAGGCCAGAAGUUUGCGAGGAAAUCCACCAGGAGAUCCAUUCGACUGCCAGAGACCAUUGACUUGAGCGCCUUGUAUCUGUCCAUGAAGGACAGCGAGAAAGGAAUCAAAGAACUGAAUCUGGAGAAGGACAAGAAGAUCUUUAAUCACUGCUUCACAGGUAACUGUGUCAUCGACUGGCUGAUAUCCAGCCAGUCCAUUCGGAAUCGCCAAGAAGGGCUCAUGAUUGCAGCCUCACUGCUCAAUGAAGGGUACCUGCAGCCCGCGGGAGACCUGUCCAAGAACGCGGUGGACGGCACCUCUGACAAUCCAUUCCUGGACAACCCCGAUGCUUUCUACUACUUUGGCCAUAGGAGGAAAAACUGGAAAGUAAGGAAGUUCGUUCUGCGGGAAGACCCUGCCUACCUGCACUACUAUGACCCUGCUGGGGGGGAAGACCCUCUGGGAGCGAUUCACUUGAGAGGCUGUGUGGUGACUUCCGUGGAGAGCAACUCAGAUGGCAGGAAGAACGAGGAGGAGAACCUUUUUGAGAUCAUCACAGCUGACGAGGUGCACUAUUUCUUGCAAGCAGCCACCCCCAAGGAGCGCACCGAGUGGAUCAAAGCCAUCCAGGUGGUCUCCCGGACUGGGAAGUGAAAGCUGCCUGCAGCUUCUCCUCACCCUGCUGGGGGAACCCCCGCAGAGACGUGUGGGCCGGUAGCUGUCUUCUUCUGUGAUAAAUCAACGAGAAAGGGUCUGGGGUGGGAAGCUGGCUUCCUCGAGGGAUUUGGAACGUAAUUAACCAUGUGCUUGAUGCUCACCUGCGCCGUCUUGCUCACAUUUGACCCUUUCUGGGCACUCCCCACCCCUGCAGAGACAACCAGCUGGGUGGGCAACUCAGGAACCUCUUUUGCAAAAAAAAUCAGCUGAACUAAGAGAUCUCUGAGGUCUCUCCUACUUUAAAAAAAUGAUUGCCCUGCCCCAUGGUUCUAAGGUCCCCCCUGGAGGUUAAGGUGCCUCCAGUUGUCUGGUUGGGGGGCUUCCUGGGCUGUGUGGUUGGCCUUCAACUGCCUCCCUAUGUGCCGGCACGCAUUUUCGGAGUUGUCACGGUAUUGAUAGUCUAAUUGCCUUUUAACUUUGCAGCAGCGACUGUAACUUAGUCCUUGAUGCAAACCAGGCUAGGUUCUACUGCUGCUACUUCCCUUUUAAGCAAACGCUGCACUUCUGAAUUAAGAGUAUUGGGCAUAAACCUCCUUUGUUCUCUUUAGCCGUCUUCUGCCCAUGAUCAAGUCACAAAGCGAAGGCACACUGUCUUUUUCCCGUGUCCUACAUAGAAGCUUUCUGAGAGCCGGCGCUAAAGUGAUGGCUUUUACGUUGGAGAUUUUAGUCACUUACUGCAGUCAGAAAAGCCCCGUCUUGGAGGAUAAGCACCGAGGUGGCCACAGGUAGUUAGGGUCCUCCUUGCCCAUGUCUGGGCACCAUUGAGGGCACUGCGCAGACUGUGCCAUUUAGCAGCAUUUCUCUGCUGUUUGUUACCACCGAGAGAAAGGACCCCCAAACUGGCACGAUUCCAUUUUAUUCGAGUGCCUAAGUGGGGAAAACAGCCAGAUGGAUUUCUCCACGGAAAGAAAGGGCUCCAAACGCCGGAGGGUGAAGGGCUAGGCCGCAGGCCAGCUGACAGGAUGAUGCCCUUGCGCCAAGCCAGCGGGGAAAGGACCGUAGGCCCGACAGAACUCAGGGAGGCGGCUGUCAGCCCAUGGCACGUGUGCCACUGUCCGGUGAAUGAUCUUGUGCUCUGCGCCUGAGCCUCCAAGCACAAGCUGAAUGGCUCCUUCUCGGCCCUGAGCCAGAAUGAUCUGACCUAGAUUCAAGGACCUGUUUCCAGUGUUCCAUUGUAGCCACUAACUAGUGAGUCUCCUUCAAAACUGAGAAUGAUCACACUCAUAGAAGGAGCUACGUGGCUGGAGGCGUCCCGAGCGCUCGACUCUCGGUUUAAAAGUCCAGGCUGCAGUGAGGCAAAACAAGCCAACCGGAGGCCAGUGAGACCGUUCCAACUCCCAGUCACCGUGGCCGUAAUACUCCGCUCCACCGGGCUUUCGAUGCGGUCAUCUUCUGGGCUUGCUUACCAGGCUCCUCUCAGUGGACUGGAACCGCCAACCUUGCCGUUAGUAACCAUUUCACCACCCAGGGAGAAAACUCCUCCGGGCUUUGCUGGCUCCUCUCUGUUCUUCCCCCAGUCCCACACAGCAUCCCUCAGGCUGCUCCGACUUACGCUCAGCCUGUUUUUGGCAGAGCCGGGAGAAGCGGAACCACCUUCCCCCAGCCCCUCUUGGUUCUUAGUAAACCGCUUUCUUACAACACACAGUAUUUCUGUACACCCAGUGUUAGUAUUUAUUAAUAUGGAGUUGACCUUAUGUUUUGAAAUAAACUUGACUGUUUGGGGUGUCUGCUGAUUGUGAGAA